AAGAAGGUGCAAGAUAUCUAAGGAAACGGAUAGUAAAUACAUCUAAAAAGUUGGGAAUAUGUAAAAAAUGUUAAAAAAAAAACUUUAUAAGAAAAUUUAGAGGGAAACUUGAAGACGUUCUCAGCAGUCAGCAGCUCCUACGUCCAUACCAAUCCACAGUCCGCUCUCGAGCGUUUUCCGCUGGAGCGGCGAUCCAGUUGGGGCGAGGAGAAGGAAUCAUGAGGAGUCCCAUCGUUCUGGUUGGCCUGCUGCUGCUGUUCUGCUGCUGUGCUGAUGUUUUGGCGGCAGAAUACAUGAAGUACAAGGACCCGAAGCAGCCGGUCAAUGUUCGUAUUAAGGACCUGAUGAGCCGAAUGACCCUGGAGGAGAAGAUUGGGCAGAUGACCCAGAUCGAAUGAGAGAACGCGACUGCUGAGGUCAUGAAGAAGUACUACAUCGGGAGUGUAUUAAGUGGGGGAGGGAGUGUUCCAGUUAAGCAGGCCUCUGCUCCGACUUGGAUCAACAUGGUCAAUGAAUUUCAGAAGCGUGCUCUGUCGACUAGGCUUGGGAUCCCAAUGAUCUACGGGAUCGAUGCCCUUCAUGGACACAACAAUGUGUACAAUGCGACGAUCUUUCCUCAUAAUGUCGGGUUAGGGGCCACUAGAGAUCCUGAACUGGUGAAGAGGAUUGGAGCUGCAACAGCGCUUGAAGUCAGAGCGACGGGAAUUCCAUACGUUUUCGCUCCAUGUAUUGCAGUCUGCAGAGACCCGAGAUGGGGGAGAUGUUAUGAGAGUUACAGUGAAGACCCCAAAAUAGUUCAAGCAAUGACCGAGAUCAUAUCCGGACUACAAGGAGUCGUCCCUGCCGCAGACAAGGGACGCCCUUUUGUCGCCGGGCAGAAGAACGUUGCAGCUUGCGCAACGCAUUACGUGGGAGAUGGAGGGACCACGAAUGGAAUUGACGAGAACAACACGGUCACUGACUGGCACGGAUUACUCAGCAUCCACAUGCCUGGGUACCACAACUCGAUUAUCAAGGGUGUCUCCACAGUCAUGAUCUCAUACUCAAGCUGGAAUGGGAUCAAGAUGCACGCGAAUCGUGACCUCGUCACAGGGUUCCUCAAGAACAAACUAAAAUUCAGAGGAUUUGUGAUAUCCGAUUGGCAAGGAAUCGAUAGGAUCACCUCGCCGCCUCAUGCCAAUUACUCAUAUUCCAUACAAGCUGGAGUUUCUGCUGGCAUUGAUAUGAUCAUGGUUCCAUACACCUACACAGAGUUCAUCAAUGAACUAACCAGGCAAGUGAAAAGCAAGAUCAUCCCGAUGAGCCGAAUCGACGAUGCAGUGAGCAGAAUCCUUCGGGUUAAGUUCACGAUGGGCCUAUUUGAGCAUCCAUUGGCUGAUGACAGCCUAGUCAAACAAUUAGGAAGUCAGGAGCACAGAGAGCUGGCUAGAGAAGCUGUUAGAAAGUCCUUAGUGUUGCUGAAGAACGGCGAGUCUGCUGAUGGGCCAGUGCUUCCGCUUCCCAAGAACGCACCGAAGAUACUCGUUGCAGGAAGCCACGCUGAUAACCUUGGGUACCAGUGUGGUGGAUGGACAAUCGAGUGGCAAGGUCUCAGCGGAAACAACCUCACGAGCGGCACCACGAUCCUCAAAGCCAUUAAGGACACCGUUGAUCGAAAGACCGACGUUGUCUACAAAGAGAAUCCCAGUGCAGACUUUGUGAAAUCAGGAGGAUUCUCUUAUGCAGUAGUGGUAGUGGGCGAGCCCGCAUAUGCCGAAACAUUCGGGGACAACCUGAACCUAACUAUCCCCGACCCAGGCCCCGCCACCAUCACAAACGUCUGCGGGUCUGUGAAGUGCGUUGUAAUUGUCAUCUCAGGCCGUCCAGUUGUUCUUCAGCCAUAUGUCUCAUCGAUAGGCGCUCUCGUGGCAGCGUGGCUCCCUGGUACUGAAGGACAGGGUGUCACAGAUGUCCUGUUCGGCGAUUACAGGUUUACCGGAAAGCUUCCUCGGACAUGGUUCAAGACGGUCGAUCAGCUCCCCAUGAACGUCGGCGACGCCCAUUACGACCCACUCUUUCCAUUUGGUUUCGGCUUGACCACCAAACCCACCCAUCAGCAACUGAGAUUGUAACCUUUGGUUUUAACUCAUUUUUCCACCUUACUGUCUUUAAGAAACAUUGCAUCAUCUUCACUGGAGACAAAUAAAAUCGAGUUCUUUCUUUCGGAGGAGA
Messenger RNA from Punica granatum (pomegranate), 2211 nucleotides. The record is from RefSeq and is a predicted model, not a curated record. Lineage: Eukaryota; Viridiplantae; Streptophyta; Magnoliopsida; Myrtales; Lythraceae.